AUGCCAACACAACCAAAUACACCCAUACCGAUUCCUGAGCAACAAAUCACGCACUCGAAAGCAGCAAUAAUCGGUGGAGCAAUAGGCGGCACGAUAUUUCUUCUGCUCGUCUUGGUCGUAAUCUUCAUCCCUUUAUUCCGACACCAGCGUUCUUGUCUCGAUAUAACAUUUCGCCAUUGUUCCACUACUCCUGCCCCGAGUAUCCGUAACGACUCGAUGCAAGAGGAGAAAAUCGUCCAACAGCAGGUUAUGCAAGCAGAAGGAGGAGAGGAGCCAGGAGAGAAGGUAUUGGGCGGUGGGAAAGACGGAGAGAGGAUGUUGGGCUUGGGGUUGGAGGAAAUGGUGGGACUGGAAGAAAUGCUGAGGAUUGAAUUUCCUAGUCCUUCGAGGUAUGAGUUGGAUGCUGGAGGUUUCGUGGAGGGGAGGGCGAACUGGGAGAUUAAAUUGUGA
Aureobasidium melanogenum CBS 110374 is the source of this 450-nucleotide messenger RNA. RefSeq lists its product as uncharacterized. The record is from RefSeq and is a predicted model, not a curated record. NCBI's taxonomy places the organism in Eukaryota, Fungi, Ascomycota, Dothideomycetes, Dothideales, Saccotheciaceae. The transcript has a single exon. The coding region runs from base 1 to 450 and encodes 149 amino acids.